GACAUAUGCACUUUCUCAGGCAAAAACGUAUAGUACAUGUAUGUCUAACCUGUUGAUUGAGUUACAGCACAAACAUUGAUAAAUACAGCCACACCGCAUGUAUAUGCAAUUGAACAUGAAGUCAUGAAUGGCCAUGAAUGCUGAUUUUCAGAGGUGAAAUCAAUUGAAAGUUGUAAAAGAGAGUAUGAAAGGGGGAGGAAUCAGCUUUACUUAUGGCUCCCACCCUUCCCCCUAUUGAGGGUCUCGAUCUCCUGUGGCUCUGAUGGAGGUGGGGGUGGGCCCUUAUGUAAAGAGCAGAUAGAGCCGGAAAGUGGUGUCACCCCCGAGAAUAAAAGUACGCAGCACACAUGUCGAGCUUUCCAGACUUUCUAGUAGUAUUUUCGGCACAGGUUACAUCGCGUUGCUUAAAUGUACCGUAGAGCUCCCCGAGUGUGACUCAAGGCAAGUAUUUAUUGCCUGGUAGCUUUUAUUCUCCUAACUUCAACCGGAAAUGCUUUGGCAUGCCUGCUGGCUUCUCGUUAUUAAUGCAGGCUUGUGUGUCAUGACUUCAGCCCCGAGUUCCGUCUUUAAACUUCAUAAUGCGGCGUUACAUUCGUGCACUAUUAAUGUGCACGGUGUUUGCCGUGUUUUCUGGGUUGUAUGUAUAUAGUAAGCUGUUUGAAACGGACUUGUCGGAGGAAAACGGUGCAAAGAGGAUUUACGUUCCCCCGAGAGUUCCAGGAACCAGACGGGGGGACAAAGCUGAGCGACAAAGCUCACACCGGCACAACAGGUACAUCAUGCGUCAGCGGGGGCAGCUGGAAGCAGUCACCAAGAGCAUACCGCAUCCCCUCAUACACUUGGCCGUGGUGGCCUGCGGCGAGCGCCUGGAAGAGACUCUAAAUAUGCUAAAGUCGGCCGUGCUUUUUAGCGUUAAGCACCUACAGUUGCACAUUUUUGCUGAGGAUCAACUGCAUGUGGACUUCGUGGAAGUUCUGGAAUCCUGGCCAGCUUUUAUCCGCUCCAGGUUUAACUAUACAGUCUACCCCAUCAGCUUCCCCAGUGAGAAUGCAGCUGAAUGGAAAAAACUCUUCAAACCUUGUGCUUCACAAAGACUCUUUCUACCUCUCAUCCUAAAGGAUGUUGACUCUCUUGUCUAUGUGGACUCGGACAUCCUCUUCCUGCAGCCGGUGGACCGCUUGUGGGCCUAUCUGUCCCACUUCAAUGCAUUGCAGUUGGCCGCCGUGGCCCCAGAGCAUGAGGAGCCUCGCAUUGCUUGGUACAACCGCUUCGCCCGGCACCCCUAUUACGGGAAAACCGGCAUAAACUCGGGGGUGAUGCUGAUGAACCUCACAAGGAUGAGGAAUGUGUUUUUUAAGAAUGAUAUGACAUCCGUGGGUCUCCGAUGGGAGGAGCUGCUGAUGCCGCUACUUCAAAAAUACAAGCUAAACAUAACAUGGGGAGACCAGGAUCUGCUUAACAUCAUUUUCCACUAUAAUCCAGAGUUCCUGCUGGAGUUUCCAUGCCAGUGGAAUUACAGACCAGACCACUGCAUCUACGGCAGCAACUGCGCAUCCGCUGAGAGCGACGGCAUCUAUAUACUGCACGGAAACAGAGGCGUAUAUCACGACCACAAGCAACCAUCCUUCAGAUCGGUCUAUGAUGCCAUACGAAAGUACUCGUUUGGCGCAGACCCUGUGGCGUCUCUGCUGGCUCCCCUGGAGAAGCAACUUUUGAAGACGACUCACACCUACUGCGGGAAAUCCCACACGCUUUUCACCAAGGCGUUGGUGCACAGCCUGGCUAACGUCAACAGGAAGAGCCCACUCGUACGGUGACACAGCCUGGAAAGGAGGCUUAAACAAAAAAGACAUGGUGCUACGUUAAUUAUGGCCCGCCAUUUAUACUGGCUGUGCCGCGUGUUAAUAUUUUAUCCGUUUGUUUGUUUUUUUAACUUGUUCUCUCCAACUGAUAUUGCCAACUUUUUUAUUGCGUAAACUUUUGUCGCAAUUCAAAAAGAGAACUUUCACUUUCCAUAUUGGAGACAUAAAUACUGUACAGGGGAAAGUAGUGAAUGAUGCAUUUAAGUGCAUCUUUGAAUGCGUUUUAAUGAACAUACAGUCGUCCCUCGCAAUAUCGCGGUUCGAUUAUUGCUCCCUAGCUAGUGUUUUUUUCAGAAAUGAAUUCAUUCAUAAAAUGAUGGUUGUUUGGUGGUAUAGACUAUGGCCUGUUAUAAGUCAAAACAAGUUGAAAUACAAGUGAUGUGUAGAAUUCUGGUCACUCGGUGGCAGUAAUGACAAAACAUUGAGGCAUUACCUUGCAUGACAUUACCUUACCUUAACACUGCAUGAAGUCAGCCACGGUGUGUACGAUAUGAUAGAGUGGGGAAAAAAAUCCUCCUCCCAUCCCGUGUGGAAGUGGUAAGAUUUUGGCCUCUUAAAAAGGAAUCUGCACUUUUUUUUGAGUGUUGCCCAUCAUUCACAUUCCUUAUGCGAGACAUGAACGCACGUUUGUGCAGAAACAGUGCAGCUUUCCUUUAACUUUACAAGAAAUAAAUUUGAGGCUAACUGGUUAGCUCGCUGGCUAGCGGCCGUCUGGAGUCCCUGCAGCAUAAGAGUUGCAAUGUGGUGUAAACAAUGAAUAAUAGGCGCGUAAAAGGUGACUAUAGGGGUGUUAUUUCAUGUCUACAGGGCUCUAAUUUUAAAGUGUAUUUAGAAAGCCAUAAAACAGGUUUUCUAUGCUCAAACUACAAAAAUAUUCCAUUCAUUAACAUUGAAUCUGGAGGCAAUUAACCGCUGUAAACGAGGGACGACUGUACAGUGUUCCCUCACUCCAUCGUGGUUCACCUUUCGCGGAUUCACUGUUUCGCAUAAUUUUUUUUUUAGUGCUUUUAAUUUUAUUUUUUUAUUACAGCGUAUGCAACCGUUACAUGCCGAGCCUGGUCCUUUAAGAAGAAUUGCAUUGUGGGAAGUUGAGUCUCUCUAUUCCCUCUAAUCUGUCUGCACUGCCCAUUGUUCUGUGUUCUGAUUAAUGCCAUGUCUCCUGUGUCAUUGCUAGCUUGCCUGCUAGCUUGUAAAUUAACCUUCGGGUCGACUGCAGCAAUAUGUUUUAAGAAGGAUACAAAAACGCUACAGUACAGCAGAACGGCACCAGUACGAAAAGGCACGGUCACAGGAGUGAAAUAUGCCCAGGUGACUUAAUUUCUUGUGUUGAUCAUUAAAAUUCAAACGAAGGUGGCUGGAUUUCACUUAUUGUGGGCUAUUUUGGGAACCUAUCCCCCGCGAUAAAUGAGGGAACACUGUAUUCCACAAUGAUCGUACUGUGCUGAAAAAAACCCUCUUUAAGCCAAAGUGCGUUUAUUACAGCAUCACUGAAUGUAUUUUGGACACGAUAUGUUGAAAACAAGAGUUUGUAAUGAACUAAUGCAUUGAAACACUGAUUGUAAUGUUGUAAUAUUGUAUAAGAACGACAAAAAAACGAAGUGUUUUGUAUGUUUGAGAGCAGUGUGUUUGUCAGCCACUAGAGGUCGCCGUUUCGCAUUACUAUUGCAAAGCGAGCCAAACAACAAAGAGACAAAAUGUAGCGGAAACAAAUAUUUUAAUACUUUUACUUAAUUUACGUAAUUUUCCUGGCAUCUCAUAUUUUUUAAGCUUUCCAGCAACAAAGAAAACACUUUUCAGUUGAUUGUGUAAGGACUUAAUGGAGAUUGAUGCCACUGGCCUAUCUCCUCAGUCUGAUCAAUGCGCUUGCCAAUACUCUCAAGCCAGACCACCUGCUUUCACUGUAACCGAGGUGCUCAUAAAAGUGUAAGUGAUGACCCAAUAAGCAAGGCCUAUAGGUGCAAGCUGCAAUGUUCUUGCCCAAUCGGCAGCAUCUGAUUAUGGCUCCUUGGGUAUUUUGAUAAAACACAUGAGAAUGUGAUGCCAUUCAUCACUAUAGAUCCAUAUGAGAGCUUAUCAGUUUACUUUUAUUGAUUUAGAUCCAACAUGCAGCUGGGGAGACGUAAACUGAGUGUCACGUUGUUGCUUUUUGUCAAGCUGUAGAGCACAGUAAAACAGCUAAUUAGGAUUUUUUUUUUUUUUUUUUUUUUUUUUUAGCAUUUUGAGUAGCCAGUGUGGAAACCGAGUGGAAGAAAACUGAGGUACUUUUUUUUUUUUUUUUUUAUACAUUGUGACAGCAGAAAAGAGCAGAGUGAAGUACAAGUGAAAUGAUGUGAAAGUGAAAGGAUUGUGUGUUUGUGAUGGCAGAAUAGACAAGGUCUGUCACAGCCAAUACUGCAAUUAUCUUGUUUGCUUUUGUGUACUUUCUUUUGGAUGAAGCACUCAGUGAAACAUUUGGACCACAAAAAUGGUUUCUAGCAGUAUUGUGUAUUGCAUUUUGUUGUUUGCGCAGGUGUUUUUUGUUCUUCUUCCACAGUGAAUACUGUUUAUGUGCACUAGGCUUUCAAACAGCCUGCACAAUUAAAAACAGAAAACAUUGGAACCAGACUGUAUAAACAGCAGAUACUGCCGCUCCAGCACAGUGUAUAACGAUAUUUGCACAUGUGCAGGUACAGCACCCAGCAGGGGGGCAUUUACAUGUUGUAAUAGAGUCUACAUAUCACGGCUGUGGAUGUCCUGUUCUGCAGGCACCUUAUUUAAAUGUGUGGUAUACGUUUGAUGUCGGCCGAGAUGGAAUGUGACAUCUUUGCUCCCUGUGACAUACUGCGGCUUGAAGAAGACGCCGCGUUGGGCAUUCCAGCAGAUUGCUUUAUUUACCUCACAGCCUGGGAGCUGCAAAUGUCACAGAGCCAAAAUGGAGCUUUUUGGAGCACUUUUUUCCUGCUAGAUUCUUCUGCCUGCACCAUGGAAGCUGUCAGUAUUUCUACUAAAUUUGGACAUCAAUGUUAUAUUUACAGUCAGCUUGUCCUUUAAGCGCGCACACACACACACACACACACACACACACACACACACACACACACACAUUCCCCUGCUAGUGUUUCAAUUAGGUAAUUACAGUGGUAGAGAAUAGAGCCUGGAUGGACACUGGUGCUCUAUUGUACAAGCACCUGUCCCCCUGCAGAUAGCAAUUACCUGCCUGGCUGGAGGGGCGUUACAGGCAAUUGUCUCAUACUGUGUGUGUGUGUGUGUGUGUGUGUGUGUGUGUGUGCACAUUUCACUGCAUUGUGUGAAGCUGUGCACUUAAUUAAGCAGGUAUAGUGGCAACAAUGGAUGUAUUUGUUUCAUGCUAUGUUACCAAUACAUUAUUCAGCCAUAGCAUUAGGUCCUUCUGCUUUAUUUCAAAAGGGAUCCAAUACAAUAAAAGUACAAAUGUAUGGCUGGAUGUAACAGAAGCCAGCCAGUGUGGCUGUGUAAAUGUAUAUUGGAUUAAAAACCUCAAUCCUUUGGCCUGAAGGGCCGUGCUGAAUGCUGGGUUGACAGUAUGGGCUUUUGGCCCAGCAGUCAGCGCUCUUGACUCGUAUUCCAAAGGUAUCGUGUUCAGGUCCAGCGCGGGGCUGGCUGAAACAGGCGGGUUUACAUGCACAGUGGUGUGAAAAAAAGUGUUAGUCCUCUUCCAGAUUUGUUAUUGUUUUGCAUGUUUGUCACACUUAAAUGUUUCAGAUCAUCAAAUUUAAAUAUUAGUCAAGAACACCACAACUGAACCAAAAAUGCCGUUUUUAUGAAACUUAUUAAAAAGGAGAAAAAAAGUGAUUGCCCCCUCUAUUGCCCGUCCCCAGAAAGAAAGUAACUGAGAUCUAUCAGUUUGGAAAGGUUAUAAGGCCAUUUCUAAAGCUCUAGGUCUCCAGCAAACCACAGUGAGAGCCAUUAUCCACAAAUGAAGAAAACAUGGAACAGCAGUGAAUCUUUUUAGGAAUGGCCUGCCAACCAAAAUAACCCCAAGAGCGCAGUGACGACUCAUCCGAGAGGUCACAUAAGACCCCACAACAACAUCCAAAGAACUGCAGGCCUCACUUGCCUCAGUUAAGGUCAGUGUUCAUGACUCCACCAGAAGAAAGACACUGGGAAAAAAUGGCCUGCAUGGCGGAGUUCCAAAACCAAAACCACUGGUGAACAAAAAAGAACAUUAAGGCUUGUCUCAAUUUUGCCAGAAAACAUCUUGAUGAUCCCCAGGACCUUUGGGAAAAUACUCUGUGGUGUCACGAGACAACAGUUGAACUUUUUGGAAGUUGUGUGUGUCAUUGACUAAUAUUUACAUUUCUUUGACGAUCUGAAAACAUUUAAGUGUGACAAGCAGGCAAAAAAAUCAAAAAAGAAAUCAAGAAGGAGAAAACACUUUUCCACAGCACUGUAGAUGACUACAACGUAUCCUGCUGGGCAUCUGCUGGUUUUUCUAUGCGUUCCAAUUAAGAGUGCAUGAUAAUCACCAGGCCAAUAUGAGGGAAUUAUGACAUCAUACCCAUAAAUCUGAUAACAUUAUUUCAACUCCAUGCUACUAAAAUAACUACGGUAUUUUUUCCCUCAUGUUUUCUACUUUUUUCUUCAUUAGAAUACGACUUUUUAUUUUGACAUUAUCGUAACA
Molecule: messenger RNA, 6501 nt
Organism: Dunckerocampus dactyliophorus (ringed pipefish)
Lineage: Eukaryota; Metazoa; Chordata; Actinopteri; Syngnathiformes; Syngnathidae
Gene: gxylt1b
Product: glucoside xylosyltransferase 1b
Exons: 7
Coding region: 579-1817 (412 amino acids)
Biological process (GO): protein O-linked glycosylation via N-acetylgalactosamine
Molecular function (GO): UDP-xylosyltransferase activity
Source: RefSeq, a predicted model, not a curated record